AUGCAAGACGACCCCGAAAAUUCGAAGCUGUACGACCUGCUGAAUAGUCAUCUGGACGUGCACGGCCGAAGUAGUGAAGAUCCGAGACAGACGGGCGGUAGCAGGAGCCAAACCAGCAGUAGCGCUGGUGAUAAGGACGAGAAUGCAGCGUUGUCCAGCGGAUUAAACGGUGGCACGUUUGACUCGAUGCUAGAGGCGCUGCCCGAUGAUUUGUACUUUACGGACUUCGUUUCUCCCUUCACAGCAGCUGCCACGACAAGCGUCACCACCAAGACGAUCGAGGAGAGCAUGCCCGCCACAAAUCACAUGGAGGACGACAUCGCGAUGUUUGAUUCGCUCGCUACAAGCCAGCCCAUCGACAUCGCCGCCUCCAACCAACAGAACGGUGAAAUAGCGCAACUUUGGGACUUCAACGUAGACCAGUUCAACAUGACGCCGAGUAACUCGAGCGGUUCCGCUACCAUAAGUGCACCGAACAGCUUCACCUCUGACGUACCUCAAUACAACCACAGCUCGUCCGGCAACAGCGUUUCUAAAUCUUCUUUGUUUCCGUACAAUGCCAGCGCAUCCACCCACAACAACAAUGCGUAUAAUUCUAGCAACAGCAACGUAAAUAUCAACCCGCAGUCUCACCACUCCUUCAACAUCUACAAACUACAAAAUAACAACCCAUCCUCAUCCGUUACGAACAUUGCCAGUAAUAAUAGUAGCAAUAGCAAUAUUCAGCAUCCGUUUUUGAAGAAAAACGACUCCAUGGGGCUAUCUUCAUCCAACACAACUAACUCUGUGAGAAAAAACUCACUCAUCAAGCCAAUGUCCUCUACAUCGUUGGCCAAUUUUAAAAGAGCUGCCUCAGUAUCUUCCAGUAUGUCCAACGUGGAACCGUCCGGGCAGAGUAAGAAACCGCUCAUACAAUGCUUCAAUUGCAAAACGUUUAAGACGCCCCUUUGGAGGAGAAGCCCCGAGGGGAACACCCUUUGCAAUGCAUGCGGUCUUUUCCAGAAAUUGCAUGGCACCAUGAGGCCAUUAUCUUUGAAAUCCGACGUUAUCAAGAAAAGAAUCUCAAAGAAAAGAGCAAAGCAAACAGAUCUGAACAUUGCACAAAGUACCACGAGUGCGCCCCCAACAGCACCAAGUCCAGUGUCCACUUCAAAUGCCAAGUCUGUACGAUCGAGGAAAAAGUCAUUACAACAGAACUCUUUAUCCAGAGUAAUACCCGAAGAAAUCACCAGUGAUAACAUCAAUAAUAAUACUAAUAAUAUCCUUACCGUAAACAGAGGAGGCUACAACUUUAAUUCCGUCCCUUCCCCAGUUCACAUGAAUAGCCAACCGUACAACAGCAAUAACGCAAACUUCAAUGGAGGAAGCGAUGCAAACUUGAAUUCGAAUAAUUUGAUGCGCCACAACUCAAAUACUGUCACUGCCAACUUUAGAAGGUCUUCAAGAAGAAGUAGUACUUCAUCGAACACUUCCAGCUCUAGUAAAUCCUCAUCCAGAUCGGUCGUCCCGAUUUUACCAAAGCCUUCUCCUAACAGCGCAAAUUCGCAGCAAUUCAACAUGACUAUGAACCUAAUGAACUCAACAAAUAAUAUAAGUGCAGGAAAUAGUGUCGCAUCUUCGCCAAGAAUUAUAUCGUCCGCAAACUUCAACUCAAAUAGCCCUCUGCAGCAGAACUUAUUGUCCAGCUCUUUCCAACGUCAAGGGAUGAAUAUACCAAGAAGAAAAAUGUCACGCAAUGCGUCAUACUCCUCAUCCUUCAUGGCCGCCUCCUUACAACAACUGCAUGAACAGCAACAAGUGGAUGUGAACCCAAACUCUAACACAAAUUCAAACAGACAGAAUUGGAAUGCCUGCAAUAUCGUCUCUACAAGCUCAAGAUCAUCGAAUUUUGUCACUCAAAAGCCAAAUUUCGACAUCUUCAAUACUCCUGUGGAUUCACCAAGUGUUUCAAGACCGUCUUCAAGAAAAUCUCAUACUUCAUUGUUAUCGCAACAAUUGCAAAAUUCAGAAUCGAACUCGUUUACUUCAAAUCAUAGAUAUAACGGUAAACUGUCAAGUGAUUCCACGUCACCAAUUAAAUAUGAGGUUGAUGCAAGUGCCGGUGGAAAGAGUAGUGAGGACAGUUCCACAAAGGGGUCUUCUAAAGAAAGUUCGGCGAUUGCAGAUGAAUUGGACUGGUUAAAAUUUGGUAUAUAA
Molecule: messenger RNA, 2196 nt
Organism: Saccharomyces kudriavzevii IFO 1802
Lineage: Eukaryota; Fungi; Ascomycota; Saccharomycetes; Saccharomycetales; Saccharomycetaceae
Gene: GLN3
Product: nitrogen-responsive transcriptional regulator GLN3
Exons: 1
Coding region: 1-2196 (731 amino acids)
Biological process (GO): positive regulation of transcription by RNA polymerase II; negative regulation of transcription by RNA polymerase II
Molecular function (GO): zinc ion binding; RNA polymerase II cis-regulatory region sequence-specific DNA binding; DNA-binding transcription factor activity, RNA polymerase II-specific
Source: RefSeq, a predicted model, not a curated record